Molecule: messenger RNA, 1130 nt
Organism: Prunus avium (sweet cherry)
Lineage: Eukaryota; Viridiplantae; Streptophyta; Magnoliopsida; Rosales; Rosaceae
Source: RefSeq, a predicted model, not a curated record
GCUCCUCCCGGCAAUUCACAGAUAAUAGGAACAUAAACAUUAUCUCUCCACUGACUAUGGGCAUGACGCCAAUCAAACAUCCAUGCCACUCACUGAGUCAUCAUCCUCCAUUAUAAAUCAAUACUUGCAAGGAUGUUUACAUCUUCAUGACCAUUGUUGAUUUUUAUUUUUAUUUUAUUUUUUUUGUGUGGAUAUUUAGAUUCAUCAAAAUAGUAUAGCAUAGCAUCCCACCAAGUAUCCAAAUUAGUACCAAAAACCGACAAUGAACCCACCACCGUCCGUACACAUCCAACCUUCCUCCCCGCGCUUCCCGCUGACCAGCGCCGCCCCAACAGCCUCCGGCGGGGACCAGCGGAAGGUCGCGAUCGCUGUCGAUUUAAGCGAGGAGAGCGCCUUCGCCGUCCAAUGGGCUGUACAGAACUACCUCCGGCCCGGGGACUCCGUCGUCCUCCUCCACGUGCGCCCCACGACCGUCCUGUACGGCGCCGAUUGGGGCUCUGUCGACCCCAACCUCCCCAACGACGCCGUUUCCUCCUCCGAGUCCCGGCAGAAGCUGGAAGACGACUUCGACGCCUUCACCACAACCAAAGCGGCCGACCUGGCACAGCCGCUGGUGGAGGCUCAAAUUCCGUUCAAAAUCCACAUAGUUAAGGACCACGACAUGAAGGAGCGGCUGUGCUUGGAAGUCGAGAGGCUUCAGCUCGGCGUCGUCGUUAUGGGUAGCCGCGGCUUCGGCGCCGCCAAGCGAGCCGCCAAGGUGGGCCGGCUCGGCAGCGUCACCGAUUACUGCGUCCACCACUGUGUUUGCCCAGUUGUGGUGGUGAGGUUUCCGGAUGACUCGGACGGGUCCGAACCCAAUGGCCCUAACCCGGUCGAGCUCCACCCGGUGCCUGAGGAGGACCAGGAGGAGCUCAGUGACGCCGAUUCGGGUGAAGAUGACCCUCAAGAAAUUGCUUGAGAAGGCAACAGGGCUGCAUGGGUUAAAGGUUGAAGGGUUUUGCAUGGGUUAAAUCUUAUUGUAAUUAUGGAAGGUGUAAAUUGUUCUUUACUUUGCUGCCUCUGUUCUCAUUGUAAACUGUAAAUUGUGUGCAAAAUCACUCUCUUUUGAUAUUUAUUUCAUGCAUCGUUCA